AUGAUCCGUCCGCCGCUCAGUCGCCGAUUCCACAAUCUCCGUCGCACCUCGGCGCUUCUCGCGGCGUUUUAUCGGCUGCCUUUUUGGGACCAGGAGGAGGUGACGUCUGGGAAAAAGAAAAAGCAACACGGCACCGCUGCUGCUUGUGGCUCUACCCUCCACGUCCUUGUCGUCGUGGAACCAAACCUCUCGCCACCGUCUCCUCCUUCCAUCUUCUUCGCUUCCACGCAUCGGCUCCCUCCGCUCUACGCAGAACAAGACCUUGACGAAGCUUCGCACACCAUGGCGGAGACUGCGGGAGAGGCCCACGGCCUCUUGCACAACCUGCUAUCCGAGGUCGUGCCAUAUCCGGUGUUUCAAGUGCUCGCUGGCUUCUCCAACCUCAUCUACCGGCUGCUCGGCUCGUCGAACGACCCGUCCUCGUGGACGUCAACGCUGCUGCCACCACUCAUCACCUUCUUCCUCGCAUACUUUGCGCUGGUGACCGCAUACCGCACCGUGCGCUCCAUGAUCUCGCUCGCGUGGUUCGGCAUCAAGUGGGGCGCCAUCAUUGGCGCGCUCAUCGCCAUCUGGGCGUGGUGGACUGACAACACGGACGCCAUCAACAGCACAGGCACCGUCCCCGGCCGCGGCGGAUUCCUCAAUCAGCGUAAGCAUCGAUCGACAUCGCUUCCUGCCCGCGUGCGAUUCCUCAACACGUUUGGCCCGCUCUUCAACAGUCUCUACUCGCAGCUCCCCUCGAGCUCGGCAGCGGGCACGUCUUCGGCGAACUCGCGGCGUCGCACCACAUCGCAGACACGUCGACGAACGCGGGGGUCGCGCAACGACCAGCGUGCUUUCUCAUUUGAUCCGACCGCCGACCUUCCCGCCGACUUGGGCGCUGGGUUCGGUGCGUUUGCCGAUCUGUUUGGACGUCCCGAUGGCGGCGCCGACCGCAACGGGGUCGACUUUGGCGCGCUGCUGCGCACGCUCGUGACCGAGGGGCAGAGGCAGGGCAUCGAUGCGCUCUCGGCACUCCGCGCAGCAGGCAAGGUGCAGGACGAGCUGAAGCGCUUCCAGCAGGAUCCCGCGCGCUGGUUUGAGGGUGUCGGCGACAGCUUCCGCACCCAGCCGCAGGCGCCCAACACAAGAGCUAGGGCUCAGGCGAGAAGAGCGCAGCGCCAGACCGAGCUCGCGGGGAUGGAGGGUGACUCGUGGUGGUCCAACCUGGCUGCGGGCGUGAACGAAUACCUCAAGCCGGAGCCUCGUGGUCGCACUGGCCGAGCUGCUCGCAAUGCGCAGUAA
Moesziomyces antarcticus is the source of this 1284-nucleotide messenger RNA. RefSeq lists its product as uncharacterized. NCBI's taxonomy places the organism in Eukaryota, Fungi, Basidiomycota, Ustilaginomycetes, Ustilaginales, Ustilaginaceae. The transcript has 4 exons. The coding region runs from base 1 to 1284 and encodes 427 amino acids. The record is from RefSeq and is a predicted model, not a curated record.